Prunus armeniaca (apricot) is the source of this 3441-nucleotide messenger RNA. The record is from the annotation of a GenBank genome assembly. NCBI's taxonomy places the organism in Eukaryota, Viridiplantae, Streptophyta, Magnoliopsida, Rosales, Rosaceae.
AUGAGCAGUUCAGAGAAAACUAGUUAUGAAGCAGAGAAGAAGAAGAAAAAUGGGUCAAUAAGGUCCAUUUUCAUGCAUGCGGAUGGAGUUGACAAGUGGUUGAUGACUCUGGGGUUGCUUGGAGCCAUAGGCGAUGGCUUCACUUCACGUCUGGUGAUUGUUUUAUGUAGCCGAGUGAUAAACAAUAUGGGCAGAGCAGACAGAGCUGGAGCCUCAGAUUUGGAUGUACGUAAUUUGCGCCUUAACAUCAAUAAGAACGGAAUGCUAGCGUUUGUGUACUUAGCUUUGGCCUCAUGGGUUGCUUGCUUCUUAGAGGGAUAUUGUUGGACACGAACAGCAGAAAGACAAGCUGCAAGAAUGAGAAGCAGGUAUUUGAAAGCAGUGUUAAGGCAAGACGUGGGCUACUUUGAUUUACAUGAAACCAGCACCUCGGAGGUCGUCACAAGUAUCUCAAAUGAUAUUCAGAUCAUUCAAGAUGUUCUCAGUGAAAAGGUUCCAGAUUUUGUAAGCAAAGUGUCUACGUUCGUUGCGGGUUACACAGUAGCAUUUUUCAUGGUGUGGGAACUGGCUAUGUUGGGGCUCCCAUUUUCCUUGCUUCUGGUAGUUCCUGGUUGGAUUUGUGGAAGAACUUUAACUGAAUUAGCUAAAAAGAGAAGAGAAGAGUGCAUUAAAGCUGGGACAAUAGCGGAGCAGGCAAUAUCUUCCAUUAGGACUGUUUAUGCAUUUGUUGGAGAGAACAAUACCAUUCAAAAAUUCUCUGCAGCUCUACACGGAACUAUUAAGUUGGGGUUGAGGCAAGGCUUGGUUAAAGGCUUGGCCAUUGGUAGCUCUGGCACUAUCUUUUCCAUUUGGGCUGUCAUGUCUUACUCUGGUAGCAGAAUGAUUAUAUACCACGACGUGCUCGGAGGAAAUGUUUUUGCAGUUGGCGUCUCAAUAGUCAAUGGGGGAUUGGCAAUGGGUUCUGCUUUAUCAAAUCUCAAGUACAUAACUGAAGCAUGUUCAGCUGGUGAGCGUAUUAUGGAAGUUACAAAACUAGUUCCCCAGAUUGAUUCAGACAACAUGGGAGGCAAAAUUCUGGAAUUUUUUUCAAGUGAAGUUGAAUUUAAACAGGUCAAGUUUGCCUACCCAUCAAGGCCUGAUGGCAUCAUACUAAACAACUUUUGCCUGAACAUACCAGCAGGAAAGACAGUUGCUUUGGUAGGUCCUAGUGGCUCAGGAAAAUCCACAGUGAUUUCACUGUUGCAAAGGUUUUAUGACCCUCUUGAGGGAGAGAUUUCUCUAGAUGGGAUUGCCAUUGAUAAGCUGCAGCUCAAGUGGCUAAGAUCACAAAUGGCAGCAGUAAGCCAAGAGCCUUCUCUGUUCUCAACCACCAUUAAGGAGAAUAUACUCUUUGGCAAGGAAGAUGGUACAAUUGAGGAAGUAAUUGAGGCUGCCAAAGCUAGCAAUGCUCAUAAUUUCAUAUCUCAGCUGCCUCAAGGAUAUGAUACCCAGGUUGGUGAGAGGGGCAUUCAAGUAUCAGGAGGACAGAAGCAGAGGAUUGCCAUCGCAAGAGCAUUAGUCAGAAAACCCAAGAUCCUUCUUCUUGAUGAGGCCACCAGCGCAUUAGACUCUGAAUCAGAGAUGCUUGUUCAAGAGGCUCUCCACAAGGCAGCCAUGGGUAGAACAACCAUAGUCAUCGCACACCGCCUGUCCACCAUUCGAAACGCCGACGUUAUUGCCGUCAUGCAAAAUGGUAGCGUCACAGAAACUGGCUCACACGACGAGCUAGUACAAAACCAAAAUGGGCUUUACGCCUCAUUUGUCCGUCUCCAACAAAUUCCAAAAGAAACUUCAGAAGAUCAAUGUCACUGCAACAACAGUACUAAUAGUCCCGCUCUUCCAUCAUCUGCGAGCGAAUUGAAUUCGAUCCCCCAGGACGCUGGAUUGGAUACUGCUGCUACUGCUAAAGAAAAUCCAAACAACGUGAUCAAACCCAGAGCUUCAUUUUGGAGAUUGAUGUCUAUGAGUCUUCCAGAGUGGAAGCAAGCGACUUUAGGGUGUUUGAGUGCUGUUCUUUUCGGAGCGGUUCAGCCGGUGUACGGAUUCAUCAUGGGGACCACGAUAUCGGUGUUUUUCUUGACAAAUCAUGAUGAGAUGGAAGAGAAAAUAAGGACGUUUGCGUUGUGUUUUUUUGGGCUCUCCGUUUUCUCAAUGCUGAUUAAUAUCAUCCAGCAUUACAACUUCUCAUACAUGGGAGAGCUCUUGACCAAUCGGAUUAGGGAGAGGCUGCUUUCAAAGAUACUCACUUUUGAAGUUGGAUGGUUCGAGCACCAACAAAACUCCAGCGGUGCCAUUUGCUCUAGGCUCACCAAAGAAGCUGAAAUGGUGAGAUCUUUAGUGGGUGACAGAAUGGGUCUUCUUAUACAAACCAUCUCAGGCAUCGCCAUAGCAUGGACAAUGGGGCUAAUAAUAGCAUGGAGACUUGCCGUGGUCAUUAUUGCCACCCAACCCAUAGUCAUUGCCAGCUUCUAUGCAAAGCGAGUCCUACUCAAAACAAUGUCCACAAAAGCCAUCAAAGCCCAAGAGGAAAGUUGCAAGCUUGCUGCCGAGGCAGUCUCCAACAUCCGCACCAUCACUGCCUUCUCAGCCCAGAACACAAUUCUGAAGAUGCUAGAAAAGGCCCGAGAAGGCCCCCGUAGAGAGAGCAUAAGACAGUCCUGGGUCGCGGGUAUUGGGCUCGGGUUUGCCCAGAGCAUCACAAUUCUCAAUUGGGGUGUCAGCUUUUUGUGGGGAGCCAUGCUUGUCAACAAGGGCCACGUCACAGCAAGAGCAGUCUUUGAAACCAUCAUAAUUUUGGUCAUCACCGGCCGAACCAUAGCCGAUGCUGGAAGUAUGACAUCAGACCUUGCCAUGGGUUUGUAUGCAAUCGGGUCCAUUUAUAGUAUCUUGGACCGGACCACAAAAAUCGAGCCCCAAGUUCCUCAGGACAGGCAAGUAGAACACAUAACGGGUCGAAUUCAAUUUCGUGACGUGGACUUUGCAUACCCAACUAGGCCCAAUGCGAUGAUCUUCCAACGCUGCUCGAUUGAGGUGGAAGCAGGAAAAUCUACGGCGUUGGUGGGACAAAGUGGGUCAGGCAAAUCGACCAUCAUCGGAUUAAUUGAGAGAUUCUACGAUCCAAUCAAAGGCGUGGUGGAAAUGGACGGCCGAGAUUUAAAGACGUACAACCUUAGAUCGUUGCGGAAACACAUAGCGUUAGUCAGCCAAGAGCCAACGCUAUUUGGUGGGACCAUAAGAGAGAACAUUGUAUAUGGAGCGUCCGAUGAGAAGGACGAGACGGAGAUCGUGGAGGCCGCAAAGGCAGCCAACGCUCACGAUUUUAUCAGCGGAUUAAAGGAUGGAUACGACACGUCGUGUGGGGAUAAAGGGGUGCAGCUAUCUGGAGGUCAAAGCAACGGAUAG